Empidonax traillii (willow flycatcher) is the source of this 8214-nucleotide messenger RNA. RefSeq names its product PDZ domain containing 2 (gene PDZD2). NCBI's taxonomy places the organism in Eukaryota, Metazoa, Chordata, Aves, Passeriformes, Tyrannidae. Bases 532 to 7893 code for a protein of 2453 amino acids. Gene Ontology annotation, molecular function: protein binding. The transcript is spliced from 22 exons. The record is from RefSeq and is a predicted model, not a curated record.
CUGUCUAAUAACUCUGUGUGAUGCUGAUAGUUGGAUGGUCACUUUUGGAUCAUCGUAUUCCUGUGUGUUAUGCAGAGGGAAACCCCUCUGCAUCAUCAUGCUGCUCCACUCGAGGGACUGGUAUCCUCCUUUGACACCCUAGGCAAAAUUUGACUGCUGAGGAAGCAGUGUUUCCAAGGGGACAAGACGGUGUGGUGAUCGUGGCAGGAAGGACACUUUGUUCACAGCGGAGUGGUGACCCCGAUAGCAGGCAUACCUGGACAGCCAGAGACGCUCCCCAUUACUUCAUCCACUAACAGCCAGUCUGUAGGGCUGGCUGUGCUGUGUCCACCAAACAUCCUGCCUUGACUGUGCUUUUGGUCAGUCAGAACCAAAAAAGAAGAAAAAUCUCCCUGAGAUUAGAUGGAGUUUGCUCUGGAUCUUCAGCCCCACUCCAGCAUGUCCCCAGGGGCUGCGGGGGGCCACGGCAGACGACCAGGGAGCCGACUGGGGCCGGGGCUGAUGCCGUGAGGGGGAUGCACAGGGACAGCGAUGCCUAUCACACAGGACAACGCCGGGGUCUUCCUCCCCCUCCUGUGCCAGUGGCUGCAGAACAGCCAUCGGGAGGGGGCCGAGGGAGCCGAGCAGCAGCUCUGCCGCUCGGCCGUCCAGAAGCUGAGUGAGUAUAUCCAGCUCAACUUCUCUGUGGAUGAGAGCACACUGCAGCCAGGGAGCUGUGGGACUCCGGAUACAGAGAUCUGCACCAUGUAUCUGGCCCAGGAGAUGCGAAAAAACGAGGUUCUAGGUUUGAGCUUUGGCAACAUCCCUGCUCUGGGGGACUACGGGGAGAAGCGCCGGGUAGGAAAGAAGAGGAAGGGGCAUAAGGGGCCUGUGCUUGACGUUGGGUGCAUCUGGGUGACGGACUUGAAGAAAAACAGCCCGGCUGGGAAGUGCGGCAGAGUGCGCCUGAAAGAUGAGAUCCUCUCUCUGAACGGCCAGCUGAUGGUCGGCGUGGAUGUCACCGGAGCAAGUUACCUGGCCGAGCAGUGCUGGAAUGGCGGCUUCGUCUACCUGAUCAUGUUGCGCCGCAUCAAGCGCAAGGCCCCUCUUCCUCCCUCCAACGGCAACAACAGCAACAGCUGCGACCCCAAGGCCAAGCCCAGCCCUGAGCCUGGCGACAGAGCCACUCAGAAUGGGAAAAGGACCAGGAAGUUUGGGGUCAUCACCAGGACACCAGGCAGCAAGGACAGCAAGGAGAAGCUGGGCCCGGAGCACGGGAACGGGCACUGCACCCCGAUGGAGGUGGAGGUUGCUCAGCCGGAGACCUCUGAGGCAGAAAGCAAUGGGGAGGAGCAGCACCAGGGCACUGGGGCACCCUACCGGUGCCGGCUGUCGGAUGGUGGCAUGCCAGACAUUGGGGACCAGUCUGCCCAGCGAGAAGGUUGCCGCAUAUGGAAGAUGCGCAUCCUGAAGGGGACGGACGGGCUGGGAAUCCAGAUAACGGGAGGCAGAGGGUCAAAGCGGUCCCCUCACAGCAUCAUCGUCACCCAUGUGGAGGAAGGCGGCUCCGCGCACAGGGAUGGCAGGCUGAUGGCUGGUGAUGAGCUCCUCAUGAUCAACGGGCAGUCGCUGGUGGGGCUGUCCCACCAGGAGGCCGUGGCUCUCCUUCGCUCGGCCGCUGGCCUGGUGCAGCUGGUGGUCUCUAGCAAGGAACCUUCUGAAGGGGAUUUUCUGAAGUAUCCAUCUACCAGCUUGCCAGACUUACUUAGCACUUGCUCAGUCCAAGACUCUGUCUCUUGCACUGACAAUAAGGAAAACGAGGAACCAGAAGAAGAAGAAGAUGUGAAAGGAGUGAAUAUGUCUCCUGAAAAACCGGUCGCUGUGAUGGAAACUGAGAAGUCUCAAGAUCCAACCUGUGCAGAAGCGUCCAAAGGAAACAACCAGAGUCCCACUCUGGGAAGUGGCAUACUGAAAUACAGAAGUCGAUCUCAAGGUGCUGGAUCCCGCUUGGAGUCUGUUGGAGAAGACGAUGAGCUGACAGUGGAGAAUGGUGAAUCGAAUUAUGAAAUAGCGGUGAAAUAUUCCCGAGGUGGAAGAAAGCACUCUCUGCCCCAGCAGCUGGAGUCAGCCGGAGCCAGACAGGACUACCAUAUCGUGAAGAAAUCUACCCGUUCCUUCAGUGCUGCCCAGGUGGAAUCUCCAUGGAGACUGACCCAGCCGUCCAUCAUUUCCAACAUCGUCCUGAUGAAAGGGCAAGGCAAGGGUCUUGGAUUCAGCAUUGUGGGAGGUCAGGAUUCUGCUCGCGGACGCAUGGGAAUUUUUGUGAAGACUAUAUUCCCAAAUGGAGCAGCGGCAGCUGAUGGAAGGCUUAAAGAAGGGGAUGAAAUCCUGGAAGUUAAUGGAGAGUCUCUGCAAGGACUGACCCAUCAGGAGGCCAUUCAGAGGUUUAAGCAACUCAAGAAAGGUGUGGUGACCCUGACGGUGCGCACGCGGCUGCGCAGCCCGAGCCUCACGCCCUGCGUGACUCCCACCUUGCUGAGCCGCUCCAGCUCCCCCAGCUCCAGUGCCAGCGGGGGCAUCCCAGUCCCCGGCCUCGAUGAGGCUGAUGGUUCCUCCUCCAGCCGCAAAGGACCUGGCCCAAAGGACAGGAUCGUCAUGGACGUGACACUCAAUAAAGAGCCAGGGGUUGGGCUUGGCAUUGGUGCCUGUUGCCUCACACUGGAAAACAGUUCUCCUGGAAUAUACAUUCACAGCCUGGCCCCAGGAUCAGUGGCUAAAAUGGAUGGCAGAUUAAGUCGGGGUGAUCAGAUCCUGGAGGCAGAUUCUGUGAGUCUGCGUCAUGCAGCGUUGAGCGAAGCCUACGCGAUACUGAGUGAGUGUGGACCAGGUCCGGUCAGCCUAAUCAUUAGUCGUCAUCCUAAUCCAAAGGUUUCAGAGCAGGAGAUGGAUGAAGCAAUUGCACGUACUACCCACCGAGAGAGCAAGGAUGCCAGCUCCUCUCAUGUCACAGGAGCUGUACAAAAGAGUCCGUCUCCUAGUGUAAAGGCCAAGCAAGGAGAGACGUCAUCUCCCCUCAGCUGGACUAUGAAACGCUUCCUGGAGCCAGCAAGCCGGCAGGGAUCUGUCAGCUCUGAGGCAGAGCUCUCCCAGUACUUCUCGCAUGACAGCACGAGCCAUCUCCCGUUUCCUGAUGCAGUAACUGGCCCCUGCGAUGAAGAACAGCUCCGUCACAAGAACAGAAACAGUUUGUUGGAUGAUGGCAACCUAACUGCUAGAGAUGGGGGAGUGGCAAAAGCAAAUGGCCUGGCUCCUACAGCUGCUGGAAGACUGUCUGGCCAUCACAACAAGCCUGUGGAGUCUGUCCGACCCGGCAUCCUCAGUGACAGCCCCAAAUCUGCCCGCAGCCCCUUUCACCGACAGAGGAGGGUUGUCUUCUAUGAUGGGGAUGGCAGCGAUGACGAUGAGAGUUCCCACUUGCACAGAAGCCAGAGGGCCAAGAGCCAGGAGGAUGCUGGCAUUGUCAUUACAACCUCAUCUGUAGAAAUUGAUGAGGAGAGCCAGGACAGUGAGUCAUCUAGAUACAGUGGCAUGGAGACAUCUUCCCCUGCCUUCAGCAACUCUGUGGAGUCUGCAGACAGCACACUGGAGCAAAUUGAAUCUCCUUUCUUCCCCAUCAUAGCAUUUGAUUACUCGAGUGUGCCUGAAGUUCGUCUUGGCAGCCUGAGUUUGAGGGAGCUCCGAGAAGCACAACUUGAAUCCAAGAGGUCACCAAAACUUGAGCACAGAGCAGUCACAAGAGUGAAAAGCAUGAUGAGCACAGAAUGCCGAAACCUUCAGAGACACAGGACAGAGGAGCCUAGCACAUACAACAAGCCUGUUGCGAGGAUGCUCCCUCACAGCAAGAAGUGUGAAGCACCCGAUGGGGCUGGGCAGGGCCAGAUUGAAGUUGUCACUCUGGUUCGCAAUGAGCAUGAGUCGUUUGGCCUGGAUUUGGAAAUCCAAGCCAUGCCUUUAAAGGUGGUUGUCACAGGGAUGCGGCCAGGUGGAGCAGCAGAAAUGGGAUCAAUGGGCAAGAUGGCUGUAGGAGAUGAGAUUACCACCAUCAACAGUAUCCCCGUCAGUAAGAUGACAUACGAGGAAAUCUGCUUGCUUAUGCAGUGUCUUCCCACAUCCGUAACCCUGGAGAUCCAGAAAGCAGCAUCAGCUGUCAGCAGAUUUACAAACCUCAUCCUGUCUCCAGGGGUAGACAGUCAAAAUCAGGCCAAUGUCAGCAGCAUCCUCACAAGUGAGGAAGAGCCAAGUGCUGGGAAGCGAGAACGAGCAGGUUUGCAGAAUGCUGGAAGCAGCUGUGCGGCGGAGAGAGCAACACUGCCGCCUGAUGCCGCGAGCAGAGACGUGCACAGAGGUACCACGAAAGGCAGCCGCGAGGAGGACUGCGCUGCCAUCCCUGUCACCGACAUCGACGACUUGCUCAGCCAGAUGGGCGCCCCCGAGAGCAGGGCCUCGCGCACCCCGUCGCGCGCAGAGAGCCCCCUCCGAGAUGAGUACACCACAAUGUGCUGCUGCGGCACCGAUGAAGGCUGCCCCGGGUCCGAGCCGCGAGUGACCAAGGAGGAGCCGCUGGAAAAAACUGUGAAUUGCGGAGCGAGCGCACAAGGGGUCUUGGGGCUGUCUGUGUUGGACUCCAUUAACACAGGCAAACUUUUUACUGUGAAUAAAAACUCUUUGAAUAACUAUUCUAGGAAUUUUAGCAGUUUAAAUGAGGACGAGUUGCCUGCAGCAAACUCUCUGGAAGGUAAGAGGAGUGACCCAUUUCCGAAGUCUAUGUAUGGGGCUGCGGAGGAUUCUCACUCAGACGCAGAGUCUGUCACGGAAACCUUUGAUGGUGCUAGCGAGGUGUUGCUUGGGCAGUGUGCUGCUGCAAGUGUCCCUGCAGCUUGCACUGUAGUGGAGUCAGAUGAGGAGCAAAUUGAGAUUUGCUGCACGAACGAUGAGCUGCUAAAGCCCACGCAGGAGCAGCAUCCCACACCUGGAACAAACUCAUCCUUACUGUCCCCACUACACCCUUACGGCAGCAAAGUUUUGCAGACUGAGGGCUGUGCAAUGUGCGGAUCACUGGAGACAAGCAUCAACAAAUUAGGUUUGGAAGAUCAUAGUGGUCCCACUCCAUGCCCCUCACAGUGUUCGGAAGUGUCCUCUGCGUCCUUGUGUUCUCCUUCCUCAGUUUUCCUGCCAGAAAAAGACAUCCUAAAGAAUUCAGCCAAUAUCCCUGAAGUUUACUCUUUCUGUAACAAUGGUGCCUUACGUACAGAAGAACAGAUGGAUUUGAGGAAGAGUAAUGGACAUAUGAAAUGCUGUGAAUCCACUGAAGAGGAAGGAUCUCUGCACUGCAAAAAGAUAAGCUUUUGCUCUGCUAGAAAUGUCAGCAUCUUGGAGAACAGCUUGCUUGAGAAAGAUGGAUAUCAUGAUGAGCAGAGAUCCAAAUCCGAAAGCGAAGCAGUGGUUGAUGACUGUAAUCAUGCUGUUAGUUAUUGCCUGGCGAAGAAAGAAACCAGCAGUUUGUCCAACUUGUCUAAAACAGACAGCAAUCAUAUGAAUGCAUCGUCAACAAGAGGAAUAUCACUCAGGUCACCGUUUCCCACUAGAUCUAAAGAUCCAAAGGCUAAUGCAACUCAUGACUUGCCAGGGAAAAUUGAGAAAAAUAACUCUGUGACUUCAGGAAGGACUUCAAAUGGAAAAGUCCAAAGCUCAGGCACAAAUCACUGCAAAGGAGCUGCAGUACCGCACAGCCCAUCCUCACAGAAAAAGUCCUGUCAGGAGUCUAAGGCAAUGGCACAAAAAAGUAUAAUGGACACCCUUUUAAAUAAUCAGAAGGCCAAAGCAGGACCAAAGCUAAAAGGGUUCACCAUCAAAAGCAAAACAAAGACAAAUUCAGAUUCUUCUGGUCUUAAUCCUACCAAAGUGAAUGGGGCUGAUCAGAAAAGGGCUUCUGUUUCUCCACAGCUGUCUCCCAAACUCCUGGGAAAGAAAACACCAUUGUCCCGUAAUUCACCUACAAAUCCAGAUCCUGGCAGGAACAUUUCAGCAGCCUCAAGGACUCUGAAAUCAGAGCUGGAAAAUAAACCAUCUCUGGGCAUUUCUGAAGAUUCGCUUUUGCCUCUCCUGAAUGGCAGUGGCAGCCCAACAGCAAGUGGUGAAAUGAAGUGUGGCUGUGGGGAGUUAACAUGGGGAAAGCCAAAAGAAAAGCAGGUUUCCCCUGUGGCAUGUCAGGGUAGGAGUGCUAAGGCAGAUGAUUUCAGAGCCAGAGACAAUCAGUCCAAAGUCACUUCACCUCCUCAGGGGAUAUCAAAAGUUGAAUAUGGGAAAGGGAGGACUGAUAACCCUGAAACAGGCCUGAACCCAAUCAAGAUCAUUUAUAGUGCAGAUGACCUUAGGCAAUUAGAUCUGCAAAAUGUAGGACCAUCUGCUGGAGGCUGUUCUUCUUCAUUGAGGUCCCCCCCAGUUCAGCAGGAGCAGCUGGAAGGGCAAGAAAUCCAGCGCACUUUCAUUGAGGUGAAGCUUUCCUCCUCACCAUCCCCUUCUUCCUCCUCAUCUGCCUCUUCCUCACCAGCAUCAUUUUUGCAGCUGCCAUUGCUAGAGAAAACAGAAGAGGUGAACACAGGAGUACCUCGGCUCACUGAGGAGGCAGGGACCGUGCAGUAUUUCUCAAAAGCAGAUGGUGCUGGAGACAAACAUCUCUGUGGCUUGUCUAAACCUGUGACAAGGACCUACUCAAUGCCAGCCCAGUUAUCGGGUCACUUGAAGGAAGACUGCCAUGUUACAGAGGUUCAUGCUGUGCAAGGCCCCCACGGCCAUGCUGCAGAGGAGAAAUACCCCCAGCGGAUGUUAAAGGUAGUUCACUUGAAUCUGCCAAACAGCCAGAACGGAAAGGAGCAGGCAUACACCUCCAAAAGUGCCCAGAAGGUCCAUGACACGUCCCCCUCAGUGAGUGACAUCAGCUACCCCACUGCCGAUAAGCUGAGGAGCUUCAAGAGGAAUUACUACUACUAUGAGCUGAACUGGCCACAUGACCCUAUUUCAUCCUUCUCUGUCAAACAGAGGAUCAAAUCCUUUGAAAACCUGGCAAAUUUUGACCGGCCCAUGGUGAAGGCCAUCGAUAUAUGCUCAUCUGCAAGGUUGCCCCUUGCCAGGAGGUCGUGUGGUGGGUUGGCCACACCAUCCAGCACUGCUGAGACUCCAUGGACGCUGCGGCGCAGCUUGAGUUCCUAUGGUGGCAGCCCCAGCCCAGCCAGCGCCACGGCCAAGUCUCCCCCCAGCACAGAGCCUGUGCGUGUGGCUGAGGGUGGCGAAGGGGACCGAAAGCCCCAGAGGAGUGAAGAGGGUGGUGCCGGGCCAGACGUGGCCGCCUUCCCUGCCUCGGCCUUGCAGGUGCGCCGCAGCCGGGGCCUGGGGCGGCCGCUGCUGUCCCGCUCCAGGCUGCGGGAGCUGAGAGCCCUCAGUAUGCCCGACCUAGACAAGCUGUGCGGAGAGGGGUUCUCAGGUCCGCCACAGCCUGCUUGCUUCAAAACGGAGCUGGAAAUCACGCCCCGCAGAGCCCUUGGCACGCCUGGCCAGAACGGGGCAGCUCCGCCAGCCCACUGCGGACCUGCAGAGACGGCUGGAUUGGGAAGGGGUACCUGCAGCCCCCGAGACAGUGGGUCGGGAACUCCAGGUUCUGCCUCGGAUGAUGACGUUCCCCAUAGCAGCUCUCUGGAUGGGGAAAACAGCUGGUCCAUCAGCUUGGAUCAGCUGCUUGUCUCAAGCCUGGACCAGCAAAAACUGCAAUCUGUUUUGUCAGCAAUAGUACCAAAAUGUGAUGUUGCUGCUGUGCUCCAAGAAGUCAAAGCACAAGUAAAGGUAAAAACAAAAAGAUAAAACUAGGUUAUUGGCAGAUUUUUAAGGGGUUUCUUCAUGGCAGAUAAAAUCUUUUCCAAACAGUUUCAGAGCUCCUCCAGUAGUCCUAUGGUAUCUUACUACUAUCAACUGCAGCUGAUGUUAGCUUUACUAAUGCUGGUUUUUGAGUGCCUGCUAUAAACCCAUAAUAAUUUUGAAUGGCUUUUUAUAUAAGAAAGUUCAAAAGCAGUUUCAAGUCACAAUAAAUAGACCUGUUUUAAGUGGAGAAGUAUGCCUGCAUCUUGGUUUGUCAGUAGCUGCACAUCAGAAUUUAACUUUCCACCAGCCAUCUGGGUUAAACUC